Fonticula alba is the source of this 3138-nucleotide messenger RNA. RefSeq lists its product as hypothetical. Lineage: Eukaryota; Rotosphaerida; Fonticulaceae. Gene Ontology annotation, cellular component: endosome; HOPS complex; lysosomal membrane. The transcript has 8 exons. Gene Ontology annotation, molecular function: actin binding. The coding region runs from base 1 to 2610 and encodes 869 amino acids. Gene Ontology annotation, biological process: endosomal transport; vacuole fusion, non-autophagic; intracellular protein transport. The record is from RefSeq and is a predicted model, not a curated record.
AUGGACUGGCGGGCAUCGAUGCCCAGGCCGGGCCGCCUGGAUCUGUACUCGCUCCAGUGGGACAACAUCCGCCUGCAGGAUUACAAGAGCGCGGUGGCUCCCUUCGGCGGCCCCAUUGCCCUGGUCCGCGAUGACACCAAGUUGGUUUCCAUCAACAAGGGCACCUCCGGCCGCCGGCGGAUCAUGAUUUAUUCCUCCUCGGGGCAGCUGCUUCGUGAGAUCCCCGAUGACAAGCCGAAGCUCGUGUCGAUUGGCUGGCUGGAGGACGAGCGCCUGGCGUGUGUCUAUGAAGAUGGCAUCAUUCGGAUCUACAACAUUCUCGGGGCCCAGGGCGACUUUGUGUCCUUCAACACCCUGCGGGACAAGCGCAUCAUCGAUUGUCAAAUCCUGCCGACGGUGAUCGUGGUCCUCACCUCGGAGCUUGACUUCAUCGUGGUGUCGUCGAUGCACGCGCCACGCAUGAGUGCCCUGGCCAAGACCGGCCUGACUUCUCGGCCCACUUCCUGGCUGGCGUUGGAUCCGCGCAAGAACUCCAACAGCUUCGAGGUUUUCUUCUCCGACGCGAAUGGCAUCCAGCGUCUGACGCGCUCGUCAUCGGUUGCCUUCCCGCCCAACAACACCAUUUGCGCCACCCGCAUGGCCAUCACCGUGGAUCUCAGCUACCUGGCGUUGGUGCACUCGACCAACCAGCUCCACAUCUUCAACACGCAGACCGGCAAGUCCUUCGACCAGUUCCUCUACCGGUCGGAGGCGCCGACCGCCAUGAGCUGGUGCUCCAAUCAUGUUGUCCUGCUCCACUGGCCCGGGGAGUUGCUUUGCGUGACGCCAGAUGAGCAGCAUUCGUUCCCCUGUCUGCCGGAUGAGCAUCUGGUCCUGGCGCCGGAGCCCGACAGCAUGCGUGUUUUCAGCUCGACCAACUGCUCGCUCGUGCAAAUGGUGCCCAAGUCGGUGGAGUCCAUCUUCUCGCUGUUGGCCUCGUCCCCGGCAAGUUCGCUGUAUGAGGCCUUCCGCGCAUUCGAGAACAAAUCCCCCGAUGCGGAUACCUACCUUCGGCGGAUCAAGCACGUCCUCAAAGAGGCGGUGGAUGGGUGCCUCGCUGCUGCAAGUGAGCAGUUCUGUCCCCGGUCGCAGGCGCAGCUCCUGAAGGCGGCCUCCUUCGGCAAGUGCUUCAUCGACGCGGCAAGCGGCUAUGAUCAUGGGCAGUUUGGCCGCAUGUGUAACUGGCUGCGUGUGCUGAAGGCCGUGCGCCACCACUCGGUCGGCAUCCCGAUGACCUACUUCCAGGUGACCUCUCGCCCGGCGGACGAGCUGAUCCGAAUGCUCACGCGCCGGCACAUGCACCUGCUGGCGCUGCGCAUUGCGCAGUUCCUCAACCACGCGGAGGCUACCAUGCCGGGCCCGGCCGUCGCGGGCAAGGCCCCGGCCGCGCCGAUCCGCGUGGACCAGAUCCUGGUGGACUGGGCCCGGGAGAAGGUUCGCCAGUCGACCAAUGACGAGGAGCUGUGCUGGCUGAUCCGCGAAAAGUUCCGCUCCUGCCCGGGCGUGGCAUAUGCCGACGUGGCAGACAUGGCCUUCCAAACCAAGCGCGAGCGUCUGGCGGAGAACCUGCUGGAAUUCGAGCCGCAUCCCGGCCGGCAGGUGCCGCUGCUGCUGAAGAUGGGCAAGAAUGAAAAGGCCCUGCAGCGGGCGAUCGAGUCGGGCGACCCGGACAUGAUCAAUGAGCUUCUCGGGGAGAUGAGCGAGAACAUGUCGCCGACCGAGUUCCUGGCCCUCUUCAAGAGCAAUCCCGCGGCGGUGCCCCUGCUGGAGUCCUUCUGCCUGAAGUACAACCGGUCGCUGUUGCGGAGUUUCUACUACCAGUAUGACCGACAUGUGUCGGUGGGGUCGCUGCUGGCCCUGCAGAAGCCGGCUGGCGAGGGGGCCGAGGCGCGCAUCAAGGAUCUGAAGGCGGCCUUCGACCAGUUCCAGCUCGGAGGCGAUAGCCCGGCGCUGCGGAGCACGGCCGAUGCGCUGGCCGGCUUUACGCAGGACGAAAUCAAGCUCCAGCGCUUCCAGCAGGACCUGGAUCUGCUGGCCAUCAAGAAGAAGCUUUCCCUCGGGGUGGACCGGCUGCCGGCCACCUUCGUGGGGCUGACCUAUGCCGACACCCUGCGUGGGCUGUUCUUCCUGGAUCAUGCCCUGGCUGGCGCUUCGUCCGGGGCGCAGCUUGGCACUUCGGAGCGGGCAUUCGACUUCUUCCGGCAGUACAAGAUCCCCGACCGACAGUACUGGUGGGUGAAGUUGGAUGUCUGCUGCCUGGCGAGAAAUUGGCCGGAGCUCGAGCGCAUGGUGGGGUCGGCCAAGAACCCGAUCGGCUUCCAGGCCUUCGUGGAUGGCCUGCUGGCCGGGGAGGCCCCCCCGUCGGAGGUGGCCAAGUAUGUGAAGCGUCUGCCGGCGGCCGCGGACCGGGCUCGGUACUUCUCGCGGAUUAUGUACUGGAAGGAGGCCCAUGCGGCGGCCGUCGAGGCCAAGGAUCUGGCCCUGUUGGAGGAGCUGCGCGCGGCCUGUCGCGACCGGGAGGUGGUGGUCAGCUUCGAUCGGUCGAUCAGCCAGAUGCAGUCGCGCCGCUGAGAGGGCAGCGGGGGGGGGGGGAAAGACACCAUCAAGCGAAUCGGUUUGUGGCCCUCUUUUCGGCUCUCUCUCUCUCUCUCUCCUCCUUCCUCUCCCCCCAUCUGCUGUCUUUCUCCCUCUCCCCCCCCCCCUCCCUCUUCUUGGGGCCGUGUAUGUGUGUAUGUCCAUGCGUGGAGAGUAUGUCUAGCGAAUGGAAGCACUUUUUCUCCGUUAUUUCUAUUGGUACAUUUGCGCUGAUGGAUUGCGACAAACCUUCCCCAUGGGUGGAACACAGGGAGGCCAGGGCUUUGGGCAAGGCCGCACUCUCAAUUGUUGAGCUUGUAGGUGUAUCUGCCAUGCGACAGCAAGGGGGUGGGCAAUGUCAGGGACCGAGGGUGUGCACGUGGCUUCGGGGGAGGGGGACGCAAAACAAAGGGCCAAGGGCAAGGGACGAAGGGGGACGGCAGGGCAGAUGGCCGGGCGCCCGGCAGUGGGCCGGGACAGGGCCAGGAGGCGAGUGACGUACGAGCACUUGGUGCAAGUGUAGAA